AUGAAGAAAUUGUCUCAGAAUAAAGGAGGAACGUUAAGUUGGGAAAAUAUUCAGGGUGACAUCAAACAGGUGCUGGGAAAAUUAUCUAAGGCUCUAACAGAUAAUGAAGAAACAAACAAAAAUCUGUGCAACAAUACUGCUGGGCAGCAAGGUCGUACACCAACUGAUAGCGAAAAGACGGCAUGUAAUAACAUUGCUAAAGGCUUGAAAGGCAUAUACAAUAUUAAGCCUGAACCCAAUGGAAACCAGGCCAACCCUGUUCAGAAUACAAAUUUUGAGCAAACAAUAGGUUGCCUCCUGUUAAAUGUGUACGCUCAGGAAAUAAAGAGCAAAUGUCCUAUCAUGGGAAAAACUGUUAAAGAGGCCUUUACAAUCAAUGAGGGGCUUCACACAACUGAAUGCAAUAGUGGUGGGAAGAAUAAGUGUGAGCAGUGCCAGUGGGACGAAUGUGCAAAUUAUACUAUUAAAGAAGGAGUGGACCUACGGACAAAAGUGAAGGACAUGCUCCUGGGGAAUAAGGACAUAAAACAAACUCUGUCUACUAUAAGUGAUUCAUGUAAGCAAAGUACCACUAUUAGGGGAUGGUUCGCACUAUUUUCGAGGGAUGUAACAGAAAAAGACAAGGAACAGAAUAUCCUCCUUCAGGGUAUGCUAGAUUCGUGCGAUCUUAAGAAUGAUGAUGGCGGAGUAGGUCUAGACAAGUACAAAGAUUUUUGUAAUAUUAUGAUGAGGAAUAUAUUCUUAGUUACCGAGGUUGGGAAUGAAUAUAAAAACAAAGAAGGACAGGAGCAGGAUCAACCUGCAUGUGAAAAGAUUGUAAAGGGAAUUCCUGUAUGUGAUUUAUUAAAAGUAUGGAUGUAUUAUAUGCGUAUCUUCUGUAUACCGGAAGCAGUUAUAAAAAAUGUCCUUAGCGUUGUGCAACAGGUAAGGGAAGAACUUAAUGGAAAAUUAAUUAGGGUUAAGAACUAUGUAGACUGCACUUAUGAUGCUGCAUUUAGGAUUCCUGACGGAGACAUAAGCUAUUUGGUAGGUGAAGCGCACGACCUAUUUUCCACAAGUGAGUUGCAUACUAAGAUGAGUGGAAUAACUAACAAGAAUGAAUGGUGCAAAAACACGCCUACGCGUCCAAAAUUUUCACGGGAAGGUCCAGGAGCUCAGGAUCGAAUAACCAAUGCUAAUAAGGAAGACCUGAACAAAUUGAAGAGCCUUGUUGAGAAUGUUACGGAAGUAUUAAAAGAAGAGGAAGGAGGAGGGGGGUCUAAACCAGGUGAAGCACCGGAACCAAUUUCACCUACCAAAGUUCCUGAAGUACCAAAGAAGGUUAUUCCUGAAGAAAAGAAAGAAGCGUCGGAAAACACUGAUCAAGAUACAAAAUCAGAUGAACAGGAACCUGAGGAAGAGAACGAAGAGGAGGAAGAAGAACGAGAAGAAGAACUUGAACCCAAAGAUGAAGCAGCUGCUGCGCCUUCUGGUGAUGUUCCUCAAGAACCUCCUGGUGAGGCUGCAGAUAAACUAGGUGCUGGGAGUGCCAGUCUCAGUCCUCGCACCCCUUCCCCUGCCCCACUUGCUAGCAAGAUGGACAGCCCCGUCCUUCCUUACCUUCCUUUGGCCCCUGCCGUGCUUGGUAUUUCUAUUAUGAGCUACUUGCUCUGGAAAUACUUUGGAAUGCUUCGUAAGACAAGAAAACGCUACAGAAGAGCUCCUCAUAUACGUGGUCCCUCCUUAGAACAGCAGAUUGUUGACCAUGUGGACCAACCUAGUCCACGUGAAUAUUACAUUGUAAAGAAACGCAAACCUCGUUCAACGCCUAAAAAAAGGAGGAAAAAACGGGGCCUUGGUCGUCGUCGUGCUGGUGUACGUCGCCGCAUGAUUAUUGAUAUUCAUUUUGAAGUGUUAGACGAAUGUCAAAAGGGGGAACUGCAUUUGAAGAAGGAAGACUUUUUUGUCAUUUUGGUUCAAGAAUUUAUGGGAUGUGAGUUCAUAAAAGAAAAAAAGGUUCCAAGUUCAGAUUCCGGGUUUAGGGAGGAAGACUUUGUCACUAAGGAAGAUGUUCCUAAAGAACAGGUUCCAAGUACAGACUUAGGGUUUAGGAUUAUUGUUCCAAAGGAACAGGUUCCAAGUUCAAAUUCCGGAUUUAGGAAGGAAGUCUUUGUUCCUGACGAAGGUGUUCCCAAGGAACAGGUUCCAAGUUUAGAUUCCGAAUUUAGAGAAGAAGACUUUAUUACUAACGAAAGUGUUUCUUAA
Messenger RNA from Plasmodium coatneyi, 2244 nucleotides. Its product is annotated as SICA antigen. The record is from RefSeq and is a predicted model, not a curated record. The transcript has 6 exons. Lineage: Eukaryota; Apicomplexa; Aconoidasida; Haemosporida; Plasmodiidae. The coding region runs from base 1 to 2244 and encodes 747 amino acids.